Molecule: messenger RNA, 1899 nt
Organism: Exaiptasia diaphana
Lineage: Eukaryota; Metazoa; Cnidaria; Anthozoa; Actiniaria; Aiptasiidae
Product: decaprenyl-diphosphate synthase subunit 1
Exons: 9
Coding region: 441-1274 (277 amino acids)
Biological process (GO): isoprenoid biosynthetic process; ubiquinone biosynthetic process
Cellular component (GO): transferase complex; mitochondrion
Molecular function (GO): prenyltransferase activity
Source: RefSeq, a predicted model, not a curated record
UGGCGGCAGCUCUGCGCCGUUURCGAUUUACCGGGGUUUUCGUGGCAUACUUUGAAAGGUUGAGUAAUUUCAAAUUAUCGGUGUUUCCUAGAAAGAAGUUUUUAAGUAGUUACCKUCUUAGAUAUUCUCUAGGAAAGUGUCUAGCAUCAGAAAAUGCGUAUUUUGCAAAUGUACCGUUUGCAACUCACUCAAGUGGUUGCAUAAGCACCUCCAACCAAAUUGACAAUUGUACUUCUACAUCUAGAAGGCUAUCAUCUAGCUCAAGUUUUAAUAAUACAAAUGAAGACAGAAUCACGAAAUCCAACUAUACAGAUGUAUGGAUACAAGGUUAUUUAUCAAAUUUAUGUACAGAUAUAAAAAAGGAGCUCAACACACAAAUAUUACCAUUAAGAGAAGUUUCACAUUAUUAUUUUGAUGACCAAGGAAAAUAUAUCCGUCCUAUGAUAGUUUUACUGAUGGCUUCAGCAUGUAAUAUCCAYACAAGUAGUUCUAGAUCUGUACUUUCUCCACAAGAAACUGUAGCAAUGAUAAGUGAAAUGAUCCAUACAGCAAGCUUAAUACAUGAUGAUGUCAUUGAUGGUGCCGAGACUAGGCGUGGCAAAGUUUCUGUUAAYGUAGCAUUUGGUGAUAAGUACUGUAUUCUGGCUGGUGAUUAUAUCUUAUCCUCUGCAUCACAAGCUUUAGCAAAACUAGGRAAUCCUGAUGUAGUUAAAUUACUUGCAGAAGUAGUGGAAGAUCUAGUAAGAGGUGAAUUUAUGCAGUUAGGAUCAAAAGAAGAUCCUGAUGAAAGAUUUUCUCAUUAUUUAAAGAAGACAUAUAAAAAGACUGCCAGCCUAAUAGCUUGUUGUUGUAAAGCGGUUGCAGUGUUUGCUGGUUGUUCACCUGAUGURCAAGAUGUGGCAUAUCAAUAUGGACGAAACAUUGGGAUGGUUUUUCAGCUAGUGGAUGAUGUCCUAGAUUUYGUUGCAAGUGAUGCAGAAAUGGGGAAGCCAACAGCAGCUGAUUUAAAACUUGGYUUGGCCACUGCACCAGUAUUGUUUGCAUGUGAAAAGUCACCUGAACUUAAUGCAAUGAUAAUGCGUAGAUUCAAAGAGCCAGGAGAUGUUGAGUUUGCUAGAAAUGCAGUAUAUAAGAGUGACAGUAUAUCAAGGACAUAUGACCUUGCAAGAGAGUAUUCAAAAGAAGCCAUAAGACAGAUAAAUACCCUGACGCCAUCACCAGAACGCCAGGCCCUUAUUGAUAUCACCAACAAAGUUAUCAACAGACGGAAAUAGUUAUUAUUAAUAAUAAUUAUUAUUAUUGUUCCGGGACAUUCAAAAAUGGAUGUCUUUAAAUCUGGUUUUCAAUGGAGAAAAGAAACACCGUAAACUGACACGUGUUCAUUCAGGCUCCAGAGGGAUAGGAGCAAAAGUUGAUCCAUCUCUUGUUAUCAAUGUUCUGCAUCAGUUUAUGUCUCUAUAUGCUGCGUGCAGAGGAGUGUAGAAAAGGGGUGGAAAAGUGCUGUACUUGCAGGGUAAUGUCUCUGUGUUAUGCCCAUGURUCUGCUUCUAUAGAUUCCUGKCAGCAUUGUUGGAUGGAUUUUUAAUAUCAAGGGAAAUGUUAAAAAGUAUUUGAUUUAAAAAGAUGUAAAUAUAUCAUGAAGAAAGACUAUAAUUUAGGUCUAUUUUUCAAUUCUAUUUAAUUGAGAACACUUUUUCUGGUGGUAUAUUAUGCUAGUCUUGAUAUAUAUUCUAUUGAGCAAAGGAAUUUUCUAAUCAUUACCAUCCAAGACAUUGUCUUUUUAAAUACUUUGACGAUUUUCAAUCCAAAUUUUAAUUAUUAUUAUUUUGAAUUGACAUAAAAAGUGAUCUCCCAAAAGAAUAAAUUGGUGUUUUUAUAAUAAAAUGAUAACUAAAUUUU